AUGGAAAAACGGAAGAGCAAAUCCAGGCCACAUGGGCACAAGAGCGCAGCUUACCUACUUUGCAAAAACAUCAAAAUAACUAAGCUUAGCAACAAACUUAAUUACAAAAAGCUAGAAUCAUUUAAAAUUCUACAACAAAUUUCCCUAAUUAACUACAAAUUAGUACUAUUUUACGAAAUAAGAAUGUACUCGUGUAAUGAGCACUGCAGUAAUCCGAAGAUUCCAAAGUACACAAAAGGUUUAUGCUAA
Molecule: messenger RNA, 249 nt
Organism: Cryphonectria parasitica EP155
Lineage: Eukaryota; Fungi; Ascomycota; Sordariomycetes; Diaporthales; Cryphonectriaceae
Exons: 1
Coding region: 1-249 (82 amino acids)
Source: RefSeq, a predicted model, not a curated record